AUGUUUUCAAAGUUCCUGAUAAAUCUGCUAUACAUAGAUAGAUGUAUUAAAUCUCAAUUGUUUUAUCGUUGUUUUCAUAAGAUUGACAAUGAUGUGCUACCUGGAAUUUCAAUAUCUCAUAUAAAACAAAUUUUAAAACAGAAACAGAUUACGAGUAUUGAUGGAUAUUCAUGUAUAUCUGUAGACUGUCCUAUAUGUGACAUAGAAAAAUCCAGAAAAGCAAAGAUUUAUAUUAAUAAGAUAACAGGAUACUUUACAUGUGAUAAAUGUAGUUCUAAAGGUACAUGGGACUUAUUAGAAAGGUUUUUGUUGUUAACAAAGUCAACCAAAUCAAGUAAUACGCAGAAGGAAUUGGAAACUUUAAGGAAUACAAUAACAAUUGAGGAGAAUUUUGCUCCAAAUUGGAAUGACAUAACUAAAUCUAAUCAGUUCAUUUCGAAUUUAUCACCAGACUUAUACCAAGAAAUAGUACAUAAGUUUUCUCUUCCAGAAAUCCCACAACAAGAUAUCUCACAGUUAAGUGGUAUAUAUGCAGCUAAACCAGCAUUGCUGUAUUUUCCAUUAAUUGCUUUUGGCAAUAAUGUUGUAGGUUACAAAAUAAUUUCCAGUGAAUCAGAAUUGGAUCAAACCUUACCUACUUCUAAUGUCGGAGGUUGUGUCAUUUACAGGCAGAAAAACACCAGAAAUGAUGGGACUGCAGUGGUUGUACCGACAAUACAUGAUUUAUUGGCAUUAGUGUUUCAAAAGGCGGCAAAUACAAUUAUCUGUUUGCCAUACAACCUGCAGUAUCUGCCACAGCAACUGUUACCAAGUUUGGAAAAUUUCAAGAAACUGAUUUUAUGGUUUGGAAAUGAUGAGCCCAGCUGGUACACAGCUAAACAGUUUGCUAAGAAAUUAAAUGAGAAAAGAUGCUCUUUUGUAAGGCCAAUAGGCACACAACCUAGACCAAAGUUAGCUGCUGAUAAGGAUUAUAAUCUGAAAAAUAUCUUGACAAAUGCACAACCAAUAUGGCAUAAAAGUAUCACUACCUUUGAUGAUCUCAGACAAGAUAUAUUGUGUGACUUACAAAAUAUAGACAGAGUUCAAGGUGUAAAGUGGAAAAGGUAUCCUACUCUGAAUCGAACUUUAAAAGGUCACAGGAGAGGGGAACUCACAAUUUUAACUGGUCCAACUGGCUGUGGCAAGACUACAUUUAUGAGCGAGUAUUCGUUAGAUUUAGCAAUGCAAGGGGUUAAUACACUGUGGGGUAGUUUUGAAAUUAGGAAUGCACGCUUAGCAAAAACUAUGUUGCAACAAAUGAUAGAGGUGUCUCUAGAAGAAAACUUGGACCAAUUUAAUACAUAUGCAGAUGUUUUCAAUAAGUUGCCAAUUUAUUUUAUGACUUUUCAUGGUCAACAGAGCAUCAAAAUUGUAAUGGAUGCAGUUCAACACGCAACAUACGUACAUGAUAUAGCUCACGUGAUAAUUGAUAACAUGCAAUUUAUGAUGGGUGUAUCAGAAGAUUCAAAAACUAAUAGAUUUUGGAAGCAAGAUAAAAUUAUAGAAGAAUUUAGAAAUUUUGCUACCAAAUAUAAUUGUCACGUGACUCUGGUCAUACAUCCGAGGAAGGAGAGAGAUGAUGAAUUGACGAAUUCGUCCAUAUUUGGCAGUGCCAAAGCAAGCCAAGAAGCUGAUAAUGUAUUAAUUAUACAAGAUAAAAGACUUACUAAUAUCAGAGGAAAGAAGUAUUUGCAGAUUACAAAAAACAGGUAUAGUGGAGAUUUAGGAAUAAUGAUAAUGGAAUUUGAUAAAACCAAACUCAGUUACGCAGAGAAGAAGAAGGUGAAAUCAGAAGUAAAGGAAGAAGUAAAAAAAGCUCAUGAUAACGAAUAAAAAGAAGAAAUCUGAAGAUCAUUUGCUAAUAAAGACAUAUUUUUAAUAUACACUGUGUAGAUUUAUACAAUAUUUUUUCACAGGAUAUGAAAACUAGAAUUGUAUCUUAUACAAUGUAAAAGAACU
Messenger RNA from Harpegnathos saltator (Jerdon's jumping ant), 1998 nucleotides. RefSeq names its product mitochondrial DNA helicase (gene mtDNA-helicase). Gene Ontology annotation, biological process: mitochondrial DNA replication. Gene Ontology annotation, molecular function: 5'-3' DNA helicase activity; ATP binding; single-stranded DNA binding. The transcript has 7 exons. Gene Ontology annotation, cellular component: mitochondrion. Lineage: Eukaryota; Metazoa; Arthropoda; Insecta; Hymenoptera; Formicidae. The record is from RefSeq and is a predicted model, not a curated record. Bases 1 to 1872 code for a protein of 623 amino acids.